Ixodes scapularis (black-legged tick) is the source of this 717-nucleotide messenger RNA. RefSeq lists its product as uncharacterized. The transcript is spliced from 4 exons. NCBI's taxonomy places the organism in Eukaryota, Metazoa, Arthropoda, Arachnida, Ixodida, Ixodidae. The record is from RefSeq and is a predicted model, not a curated record. Bases 1 to 717 code for a protein of 238 amino acids.
AUGAACAGUUACGAGAAAGAAAAGAAGUGUGCUAAAGGCGAAUGCAGUGACUGCGUUUCGAACCUGCAAAGGCGGAACAGUUACUUGUUGCGGGACGCUCUCUUCAAAGCGGAUUUUUUCACGCCAGACUCCUCAGCCACGUUGCGCUUUCUGGACCUCCUUUUCACAGCAGGUUUCUUGCUCGCCCUGACUUUCCUGUUCUUAGCUGGGGAUGACCGAGCAGUUGUGGACUUGCUGCGCCUAGACCUUCGCCUCUUGCCCUUCCCCGAAGUCACCUUCCUUGCCCUGGACUUCCUAGUCGCGGCGCUGGCACUUCUGGUCCUCGAGUGCGAUGACAGGCGGCUCCUGGUGCGCCUCGACUUUCUUCGCUUUGCCGGAUUCGCGGAAGACGACCUGGAGCGGCUUCUGGAGGCAGCAGCCCUGUUCCUCUUGCGUCCUCGGACUCGGGAGGAAGACGCCAUGGCGGCGCCCUCGCCUACCUCGCUGGUUGAUGCUGGUGCCAUGAGAAGGGAUUCAGUCCACCCGGCCUGGACGGGUCUCGCUUAUAAAACUAGGGACAGCCGAAGUGUCUGGACUGGCUGCUGGUUGCUAUCGGGCCGGAACCUCGCGAGCAGGCGACGUCGGGCGCCGACCGGGAACGCGGACUCCUCCUGGAUGUCGGCGAGGCACACCAAGGGCGUCGUAGCCUCCGCUUCGGGACUGCUGACCGGUUCGUGA